AUGGCGUGCCUCACGACAGGCGUGCUUACGGAUUCCGAUCUCAUGCCGGUGAUGAUCGCUUUCUUCGAGAAGUUCGGCUCUGUGACCGAGAUGAGCCGCAGUGCAGGCCAGUUGGAGGAGGUGUGGCAAUCCCUGCUGACAGCUGUGAAGAUUGCUGGUGCGACCCCUGAGAAGAACGUUAUCGGGGCUGCUGCUGCCACCAUCAACUUGGUCAUGCGCAUGUGUCUGUCGAUGGACGGUGAGAGCGCCGACUUCGAGAAGCUGACGCGUGUGGAAUGGCGUGAGGUCGUGAACUGGCCUGAGCUGCGCAUGUUUCCCACCGAGUUGCGCAGCCCAGAGGGGUGUUUGGCGCAGCUCAAGAAGCAUCGCGCGGCCGUUCGUUUUCUUGAGGAGCUGGAGUCGCACUUCUGGAAUUACAAGACCGAAAGGCCGCCUCCGAUCUACGCCAUCAUGGUGGAUGCACGUCGUCUGGUUCAGCAGCAGGAUUCGAUGUUGAAGACGAUAUUCAACAACUUGGUUGAGAGCAAGGCCCAGAAGAAUGAGCCCGAGGCCGAGGCGUCCAGGAGUCCAGCGUUCGGAAGCAUUGAAGUCAUUGAAGCAUGCUCUCCGACUCCAGUUUUGAAUGUUGAGUCCCAGGAAGUUUUCCAGGCGGGGAGACUUCUGGCAACAGAGCGGCGACAACCGCUGGGUCAGCUUGUGAUCCAUGGCCGCAGUCAUGUUGAUGAUUGCUAUGAUGCUUCUGAAAAAUCUGCACACAAAAAAGAAAUCUUUGUGGUGGAAGAGUUCUGCACCAAUGUGGAGCUUAGUGUGCAGCAUCUCAAGCAGAGCUGGCCCCAACAAGAUGGAGCACCGGUGCCUCGGGUUGAGGACGGCGAGGCCGCGGAGGGCGGAAUUGAUGACAUUUUGGCCGACCUUCGCGCCCAAGACCCGGAUCUGCCGGGAUCUGAAGGUGCAGCUGCCAGCAUCACGGAGCGCCGAGUGUUGCCACUCUGCUCGCUUGGACAAGGCCCGGCUGCUUCAGGCGUUCGGGGUUUUGCGCUGUUCUUCGUAAGUUCUUUGCAAAAGGGGCUGUCCGACGGUCCCGCUAUGAUGGGCUGUUAG
This is a messenger RNA of Symbiodinium sp. CCMP2592, 1101 nucleotides long. The record is from the annotation of a GenBank genome assembly. Lineage: Eukaryota; Dinophyceae; Suessiales; Symbiodiniaceae.